AUGCCACGAGCAAGAAUCGGGAUUUUCAAAAGCCACCAAGGAUCUGCUAGAGAGGAGAGGAGUACUGAGGCUGGAUUCGACUGCACAUCUCGAGCGACUUGUAGCGAAUACCAGUUGCAAAACAGCUUUGCAAGAAGAUCUUCGAAAGUACAGGCCGAAACCUUUGGAGCAGCACAAGCAAGGAGAAGUCUAAAGAAGUACCGCAGGGACCUUCUCGACUAUCGUGUUCCGCACAACAUUACUAAACGAAGACGGGACUCACACAUCUUCCCGACAGAUGAUGGAAUUGAUCACGACGAGAUUCUGCACCAAUCUCUUCCGCUCGUCAACAACCGUGUCAAACCCCGUUACUCCCACUGGAGAAAUACCACCACGGAUUCUGCCUUUAUAAGUACGCGCCGCAAUCCAGACCAUGAAGGCAGUCACGGCUCCGAGACUGGACCUCUUAUGAGCUGGCGGACAUUGCCUACCGAGGUAACUGCGGAACAUCUAACGUCCUACCCUCAAAAGGAAAGGAUCCCCGACCAGCGGAGAACCUCCCAAACAAUUCUUCUUCAUAAGAAGGGCGAUAGGGAGGAUCUUCGGAACUAUCGUCGAAUAUGCUGCUGA
This is a messenger RNA of Strongylus vulgaris, 609 nucleotides long. The record is from the annotation of a GenBank genome assembly. NCBI's taxonomy places the organism in Eukaryota, Metazoa, Nematoda, Chromadorea, Rhabditida, Strongylidae.